Messenger RNA from Thalassophryne amazonica, 928 nucleotides. It is a transcript of the gene psmb7, whose product is annotated as proteasome 20S subunit beta 7. Gene Ontology annotation, molecular function: threonine-type endopeptidase activity. Gene Ontology annotation, cellular component: proteasome core complex. The transcript has 11 exons. The record is from RefSeq and is a predicted model, not a curated record. The coding region runs from base 28 to 861 and encodes 277 amino acids. Lineage: Eukaryota; Metazoa; Chordata; Actinopteri; Batrachoidiformes; Batrachoididae.
GCUCUUCCGAUCUUCUGGCUCAGUAAGAUGGCGACACUGGUAGUGCGGCGGCCGCCGAGCGGAGGUUUUAAUUUUGAAAACUGCAAGAGAAAUGUAGUUUUGGAAGGUGAAGCAAAUACUCUGGGAUGCACCUUGCCCACUGCCCGCAAAACAGGCACUACUAUCUGUGGUGUGGUGUUUAAGGACGGAGUUGUUCUUGGAGCUGACACCAGAGCAACUGAGGGCAUGAUAGUGGCAGACAAAAACUGCUCCAAGAUCCAUUACAUUUCUCCAAACAUUUACUGCUGUGGAGCAGGAACAGCAGCAGAUACUGAGAUGACCACUCAGAUCAUCUCAUCCAACUUGGAGCUCCACUCCCUCUCCACAGGCAGACUGCCACGUGUUGCCACUGCCAAUCGACUGCUGAAGCAAAUGCUCUUCAGGUACCAGGGCUACAUUGGUGCUGCUCUGGUGCUGGGUGGAGUGGACUGUUUGGGUCCUCAUCUUUACAGCAUUUACCCACACGGCUCCACAGACAAGCUGCCUUAUGUCACCAUGGGCUCUGGCUCGCUUGCUGCCAUGGCGGUGUUUGAGGACCGCUACAAGCCUGAUAUGGAGGAGGACGAUGCUAAGCAGCUUGUGCGCGAUGCCAUUGCUGCUGGCAUUUUUAACGAUCUUGGCUCUGGCAGCAACAUUGACCUGUGUGUUAUUACCAAGGUCAAAGUGGACUACAUCCGUCCUCACGACGAGGCCAACAAGAAGGGUGUCAGAUCUGGAGAUUACAAGUACAAAAGAGGAACAACUGCCUGGUUGACCAAAGCUGUGACCCGGCUGGACCUGGAGCUGCUGGAAGAAACCGUGCAGACCAUGGACACCUCCUAAAACUGCCCCUCCCCCAGUGUCCCAAAAACACACGUAGUUUCUCUGUGACUCACAGUAAAAAUGUUGA